Messenger RNA from Camellia sinensis, 1140 nucleotides. Lineage: Eukaryota; Viridiplantae; Streptophyta; Magnoliopsida; Ericales; Theaceae. The record is from RefSeq and is a predicted model, not a curated record.
AUGGUCCAACAAUGGCUACCAGGCAUGAAAUUGGGGUUGUUUAAAUCGAGUAGAGGCCAGCCACAACACCUUUUUCUCAUUUCACAAGUCAGUCCACAAAUUCCAACUCUAGGGGCAUUUACUUUAGGUGUUGAUCCAAACAACACAAAGCAGCUUGGAAUCUGGCAAAGCGGAGUUCUUUACUGGCGCAGUGGGAUGUGGAAUGGGUAUAACUUUAGCUACUUUCCAAGUAGUAAUAAUGAAUUCAAUUUAAGGUAUUUCUCGGAUGAGAACCAAAGCUAUUUCACUUUUAGCAGAACUGAUAACGAUUUUCCAUCUUUGAUUGAUAUGGACUCAUCUGGAAACAUUCGCAUAUUUAAAACAGAAGACGAUGGUUGGUCGUUAGAUGCGUAUUACUGUUAUGAUAGCCAAGGACUAGAAUACAGUAAUAACUUGGGGUGUGUAGCCCCUAAUCCAUCCAACUGUACUGUUGGAGAUGUGUUCAUCAAGAAAAGCGGAUCAACAAAUUCAUGGGCUUCAACUAACAAUGUCAGCCAGGGUAUCAGUGAUUGCAAGGAGAUAUGUAGACAAGAUUGUGCUUGUACUGCUUAUGCUUCUGCACUAUCUGAUGGGUCUGGGUUGAGAUGUAUUGUUAGUGAUCAGAAGAGCAUCAUCAAUAAUCUUUUGCCAUUGAAUAAUGCAUUUUAUGUUGGUAAAUUCUUUAAUGGGCCAGAGAUUGCUGUGAAAAGACUUUCUAGAAGCUCUGGACAAGGAUUGGAGGAGUUCAAGAAUGAGGUUACAUUGAUCUCGAGACUUCAACAUCGUAAUCUUGUUAGAAUUUUGGGUUGUUGUGCUCAAGGAGAUGAGAGGAUAUUAGUAUACAAAUACUUACCAAACAAAAGUUUAGAUACAUUUCUUUUUGAUGAAAUAGGACGAGUUUCGCUAGACUGGAAAAUUCGUGUUAGUAUCAUUGAGGGAAUUGCUCAGGGACUUCAAUACCUUGACAAAUACUCUAGAGUAAGAAUCAUUCACAGAGAUUUGAAAGCUAGCAACAUUUUACUGGGCAAUAAUAUGAACCCAAAAAUAUCUGACUUUGGUACUGCAAGAAUUUUUGGAGACAAUGAAUCUUGCGCAAACACGAACAAAAUUGUUGGAACAUAG